AUGGUGAGAACAAAAUCGGUGCAGAUGAUGGCCGACCAUCUGCAGCGAUUGACCCUCGAAGAGAACAGCAAUCCCUCUGCCGCGGUCCAUUUUGAGCUCUUGCAGACCCUCGACCAACUGAGACUGGCGGUUGAGACCCCCGAGGAGACUAUUCUGCGCCUGAUCUAUCAACCCCCGCAAAAUGCUGCUCUUCGCACGGUGAUGGACCUUGGUAUCUUCCAGAUCUUGACAGACAAGGCCCAUCGCAUGCAAGGCGUAUCGGCCCUUCAGAUUGCAGAGUACACCGCUGCUGACGAGGCGUUGAUUGUGCGACUAAUGCGCCUCAUGGCAUCCCUGGGACUGUGCACCACGGUUGCACCUGGCGUCUUCCGGGCAAAUGAAAAGACCGCUGCACUAACCAGGUCCAUUGCCAAAGACGGCAUACCUUGCAUAUACGAUUUGACCAUUCCGACACUGAGUAGGCUCCCCGAAUAUCUUCGAUCUCAUCUCUACCGCAAUCCCGAAGACUAUGCACACUCCCCGAUGCGAUGGGCAGUGGGUCAAAGCCAGUUUGAAUGGCUGGCUACCCAUCGAGACCAGCAGGCACGGUUCAACUCGUACAUGGCCAGUCGCAGACAGGGCAGACCUAUGUGGUUCGACACAUACCCAGUGUCGCGGUUACUGAACGCCAAGCAGCCCUUGGAUAAGUCGGUCUUGGUUGUGGACAUUGGAGGUAAUCAGGGCCACGACCUCGCCCAGUUUCGAAAGGCCUAUCCGCAUUUACGUGGUCGGUUGGUCCUUCAAGAUCUCCCGGACGUGAUCAAACAGACGCGGUGCUCUGAAUCGAGCAUUGAAGUGGUGUCAUACAGCUUCUUGGAUAAACAGCCUGUUCGAGGAGCUCGAGCAUACUACUUCCGUGCGAUCUUUCACGAUUGGCCCGAUCAUAUCUGCCAGCAGAUCUUGCGAAACACGAUGGCUGCCAUGAUUCCUGGCGAGUCCCGGAUUCUUAUCGUUGACUGUGUACUUCCGGAUAUUGAUACACCUCUUCUUCAGGCGUCGCUGGACAUUCAGAUGAUGAGCAUCGGGGCAGGUAUUGAACGGUCAGAAGGUCAGUGGAGGAGAUUGCUUCAGACUGUGGGGCUGGAGAUUACUGGCAUCUGGAAUCAUAGUCCGGGAAUGGAGUCGGUGAUUGAGGCUAUGCAUAUCGGGUCUCAGUCUGGUUGA
Messenger RNA from Penicillium diatomitis, 1203 nucleotides. RefSeq lists its product as uncharacterized. The coding region runs from base 1 to 1203 and encodes 400 amino acids. The record is from RefSeq and is a predicted model, not a curated record. Gene Ontology annotation, molecular function: O-methyltransferase activity. Lineage: Eukaryota; Fungi; Ascomycota; Eurotiomycetes; Eurotiales; Aspergillaceae. The transcript has 4 exons.